AUGAAAAUCCCACCCUCGCCCAAUUCCAACGACGCCGGCAGCGACUUCCUGGGCAACCCGAACCCCACCGGUCUCCCCAACGUCGAGGAUUACUCCGACUACUACGCUUUCUUCCAGGACGCCGUCACCUCCAUCCCAUCGGCGCAGUUCGAAAUGCCCGGCGACGGCGCCGGCGCCGGCGGAGGGAAGAGGAAGAGAGGGGGUGAGGCGGAGGGCAGCGGCGAGGAGUACUAUGAUUCCCCCUGCGACAGCUACAGCGGCAGCGGCAGCAACGGGAGCGGGGAGGCGCAGCAGGGGAGAAAGAAGAAGACGAUCGUCAUCUCCCAGCUGAUCACCUCCCUUGCGAUGCUCGAGGAGCAGAACAGGGCCGCGCGGCAGGAGUGGGAGAGAGAAGCCGAGCAGGAUCUCGCCAUGUUCGAGACCAACCACACCCAGAAGGCCAAGGCCAUGACCGACUACCGCAAUUACCUCCAGGACCACCACUCCGACGCCGACGAGUCCGAGACACUCCACGGCAAGCGCGCCCGCGUCGCCGCCGCCGCCGCCGUCGCCGCCGCCGCGGCCUCCUCCGCUGCGCUGGGUGCCGCAGAACCCACCGCCCCCGCCGCCCCCGCCGCGGGGCCGUCGCAGCAUCACCGGCGGCUGUGGGUGAAGGACCGGUCGCAGGCCUGGUGGGACCGCUGCAACCAUCCGGACUUUCCCGAGGCCGAGUUCCGCAAGGCCUUCCGCAUGGGCCGCGCAACCUUCGACAUGAUCUGCGAGGAACUCGGAGCUGCUGUGGCGAAGGAGGACACGAUGCUCCGCGCUGCCAUCCCCGUGCGGCAGCGCGUGGCGGUCUGCAUCUGGCGGCUGGCGACGGGGGAGCCCCUGCGGCUGGUGUCCAAGCGCUUUGGCCUGGGAAUCUCCACCUGCCAUAAACUGGUGCUGGAGGUCUGCGCCGCCAUCAAGUCGGUGCUCAUGCCCAAGUUCCUGCAGUGGCCCUCCGAGGCGGCGGCGGAGGCGAUCAAGGCCCGCUUCGAGUCGGCCUCCUGCAUCCCCAACGUCGUCGGCGCCAUGUACACGACCCACAUCCCCAUCAUCGCCCCGAAGAUCAGCGUCGCCGCCUACUUCAACAAGCGCCACACAGAGCGAAACCAGAAGACCUCCUACUCCAUCACCAUACAGGGGGUGGUCGACCCAGAUGGAGUCUUCACCGAUGUCUGCAUCGGCUGGCCCGGUUCCAUGUCCGACGACCAGGUGCUGGAGAAGUCGGCCCUCUACCAGCGCGCCGCCGGCGGCAUGCUCAAUGGCCAAUGGAUCGUAGGGGGCGGCGGCUACCCCCUCAUGGACUGGGUUCUGGUGCCCUACGCGCACCAGAACCUCACCUGGACACAGCACGCUUUCAACGAGAAGAUCGGGGAAGUUCAGCGGGUCGCCAAGGAGGCCUUCGCGCGCCUCAAGGGGAGAUGGAAGUGCCUGCAGAAGAGGACGGAGGUGAAGCUCCAGGACCUCCCCGGGGUCCUCGGCGCUUGCUGCGUCCUACACAACAUCUGCGAGAUGAGCAAGCAGGAGAUGGACCCGGAGCUGGACUUUGAGCUCAUCGACGACCAGAUGGUGCCCGAGAAUAGCCUCCGGUCCUUGAACUCGAUGCAGGCCCGGGAGAGCAUCGCCCACAACUUGCUCCACCGUGGGCUCGCCGGCACCGCCUUCUUCUAG
Molecule: messenger RNA, 1695 nt
Organism: Spirodela intermedia
Lineage: Eukaryota; Viridiplantae; Streptophyta; Magnoliopsida; Alismatales; Araceae
Source: the annotation of a GenBank genome assembly